Messenger RNA from Aricia agestis (brown argus), 1565 nucleotides. RefSeq names its product heparin sulfate O-sulfotransferase (gene Hs2st). Bases 161 to 1183 code for a protein of 340 amino acids. The record is from RefSeq and is a predicted model, not a curated record. The transcript is spliced from 5 exons. Gene Ontology annotation, cellular component: membrane. NCBI's taxonomy places the organism in Eukaryota, Metazoa, Arthropoda, Insecta, Lepidoptera, Lycaenidae. Gene Ontology annotation, molecular function: heparan sulfate 2-sulfotransferase activity.
UGAAGUGUACAAAAUAGAAAAUAUCAGAUUUCCCUAUUUUCUCUUUAGAAUAUAGCAACUAUGGCAUAAAUAGCAAAAAGAUUUAUAAAUUAUCAUGUUCUUCUGUUCAUUUUGUGCAAGUGUUCAGUGUGCUUUGGAGUAGAACUUUUUAUUUACAAAUAUGUUGAACAUACACAAGUUAUGGCUGUUGUCCAGUUUUGGUGUGGUAGCUAUAGUGGUAUUAUAUUUCCAGAACGAAAUAGCGCGUCUAGAAGAGAAUUAUCACAAACUAGAAUACAAACUAUCUCAAUCGCAUCCGGAGGCUCGUCAGUUUUUCUCGAAGUCAUUGCAAAAAGAUGACGAGAACCUUGUUGUUAUUUACAAUAGAGUACCCAAAACUGGUUCCACCAGUUUUGUGGGUAUAGCAUACGAUUUGUGUAAGAAAAAUCAUUUCAAAGUGCUGCACAUCAACAUAACAGCGAACAUGCAUGUGAUGUCACUGAGCAACCAGUACAAGUUUGCUCAGAACGUGACGAGGUGGGAUGAGGUGAAGCCAGCACUAUACCACGGUCAUAUGGCAUUCCUUAACUUUGACAGACUGGGAACAAUAUCAAAACCUAUUUAUAUCAAUUUAAUAAGGAAGCCAUUAGACAGACUGGUAUCAUACUACUACUUUUUAAGAAAUGGUGACAAUUUUCGACCCCACUUAGUUAGAAAAAAGCAUGGAGACAAAAUGACAUUUGAUGAAUGUGUGGAGAAGUCUCAGCCAGACUGUGAUCCAACAAACAUGUGGCUUCAGGUGCCAUUCUUCUGUGGACAUGCUGCAGAAUGUUGGAAAGCAGGCAGCUCAUGGGCUCUGCAGCAAGCCAAACACAAUCUAGUCAAUCACUACUUACUAGUAGGAGUGACUGAGGAGAUGCUGGACUUUAUCUCGGUCCUGGAGGCUGCACUGCCCCGACUCUUCAAAGGUGCAACGGAGCACUAUCUCAACAGCAACAAGUCCCACCUCCGACAGACGAGCUCCAAGCUGGAGCCGGCGCAGAAAACAAUAGAAAAGAUACAGCAAUCCUCCAUCUGGAGAAUGGAGAAUGAGCUGUACGAGUUUGCAUUAGAACAUUUCAAGUUUGUCAAACGAAAAGUGUUGCUGAGAGAAACGAACAGUGUCGACCAAAUUUUCUUCUAUGAAAAGAUAAGACCAAAAUAGGGAUUAGGAAAUUAUACAAGACUUUAAAUAAUAAUAUAUCAAAUUAUAUUAGAAAUAAUUUAGGAUUUUUUCGUGAUUCCAGUGCAAUACGGCUCUGUUACUUGUUGUGAUGUCGGGUAGAGCUAGCGGAGCUCUGAUAUCGGUCUAAAUUGUUUCAUAUCAUUCCAUGUAGCUCAAGUUGUGUUCUGUUGUGAUAAUGCCUAGCUUUUAAUUAUUUAACACAAUAAUAAUAAAUAAUGCAUAAGUGCAAUAAAUUAUAAAGUUGCAUCUAAGCGUGAUUAAAUAUUGACAGUAAAGGAAGUUGGAAGUCCAAUGUAAUAAUAGUAUUUAAAUUAUUAAAACAUGUUCAUAUAAUCUCUAUUAAAAAGUCUAUUUUAGCUGA